AUGUCCGUGCGCCACGUGGCGGACCUUCUCGCCGAAGAAAAGGACGAGGGCCGUCAUUACUACUCGUUCGAAUUCUUGCCUCCACGCACCGAAAAGGGAGAAGAAAAACUGUGGGAUCUGCACUUUCCGCGCUUUGCCAAGAUGGAACCUCUGUUUGUGGAUAUUACUUGGGGGGCUGGCGGUCAGACCAGCAGCACGACGCUCCGGAUAUCCAAGGAUUUCCAGGAGAAGUACGGUGUCCCGGUGAAUAUGCAUCUCACGUGCGCCAACAUGCAUCCAGGCCUGCUGAAGGAGACGCUUGAUUCUUGUUACAAAUGUGGAAUCCGAAAUAUCCUCGCGCUUCGCGGUGACCCUCCUAAUGGUACGGAAUGGAAGCCACGUGACGGGGAAUUAACUUGCGCACUGGACCUUGUGAAAUUCAUUCGUGCCAACUAUGGCGAUUUCUUCUGCAUCUCUGUUGCAGGAUACCCAGAGGGACACCCGAGCGCCAUUAACACGGUAGCAGGAAGGAUAACAGAGGAUGGAAUGAAGAAAGAGUUGGACUACCUCAAAGCCAAAGUGGAUGCCGGAGCCAGUCUCGUCAUCACGCAAAUUUUCUAUGAUGCUGAUCUUUUUAUUGAAUUUGUCAAGAAGUGUCGUGCCCAUGGUAUCACUGUCCCCAUACUCCCGGGCAUUCUCCCUAUUUCUACUUAUCGAAGUUUGAAGCGCAUAGUCAACCUCUGCAAGACCUACCUCCCUCCCGAGGUUGCAGCACGUGUGGAAGAGCUCAAAGAUGAUGAAGAGGGGCUAAAAAAGUAUGGCAUUUCACAGGCAGUGAAGAUGGUGUGGGCAAUCCAGUCUGCAGACAUCAACAUAAAGCAUUUUCAUUUGUAUGUCGUAAAUGCCCCCGAUUCGAUACUUGGUGUGAUGAAUGAGUUGGGUGUGUAG
This is a messenger RNA of Trypanosoma grayi, 927 nucleotides long. RefSeq names its product methylenetetrahydrofolate reductase (NADPH). Gene Ontology annotation, cellular component: cytosol. Gene Ontology annotation, biological process: tetrahydrofolate interconversion. Gene Ontology annotation, molecular function: methylenetetrahydrofolate reductase [NAD(P)H] activity; FAD binding. NCBI's taxonomy places the organism in Eukaryota, Euglenozoa, Kinetoplastea, Trypanosomatida, Trypanosomatidae. The record is from RefSeq and is a predicted model, not a curated record. The transcript has a single exon. The coding region runs from base 1 to 927 and encodes 308 amino acids.